UAUUUUCCUCGUACUACGCCGUUCCGUCGAGGUCAUGGCUAGAAAAGGUGGAAAAAAGGGAAGGAAUAAUAACAACAACAACAAGAACGCCGGGAACAAGAAAAAGAAAUUGGAACCACUGGACCUGAACUCCUCCCCGAAUACUACAGAAAACGAUAAUAAUUCCUCCGAGAGCCCUCUCGAAGAGGCGGUUACAUCACCUGAAAAUGCCAUUCCAGUAUGCAGAGCUCCCUACCAUUGAGUAUAAGGAAUACCGUCCUCGUUAUCAGACCUACGACCUGAAAACCGGCACAUUUACUUAUUAUUCCGUUGAUCCCAAUGAGCCGAGUCUGACGACGGACAACGUUCAGCAGAAAGACCCUGUCACGACGGAUACCCCCUCGGCCUCAGACGAUAAGAAUGCCCCAGAGGACGGGCCAGCUGAAAAUCUCCAAAAUGCUGCGGCUGCAGAGCCUGCUGGGGCUCCCGAGGACGGUGAAAAAGAAGCCAAAGGAGACGACGUAGCGGAAAAGAACGACGAGCCGCCCCCAGAAAAACCAGAAGAGAAAAGUGAUCCAGAAGACGCGAAAGAGAAAAGCGAAAAUGCUGGAGACCACCAGCCCGAACCGGCAAAAGACGAGAAUGCCGCCGCAUCGGCAGAUUCUAAUGAAGCGAAGGAGGCCACUGAGACCAAAGAGGGUGGUAAUGAUGGGCCUGGACCGGUUGCAGAACCAGAAAAGGAGCCAGAACCAAAACAAGAGGCAGAAGAUGCUACUGCGGAAAAGGAUGCUUCGCCUGGAGACGCCGAUAAUAAUAACACAGAAGAUAAAAGUACUGCUCCUGCUGAUAAGCAGGAAGACGAGCCCGCAACAGGUGAUAAGAAAGAAGAACCGGCUUCUGGCGAAUCCGGUACUACUGGUAAGGGAAACACUACUCCUGAACAGACAGAGGCGGCAAACCCAGACACCAAUGAGUCUGUUUCUGAUGCUGCUAAACAAGAAGACACGGCGGCAGAACCAGCUGUUCAAGAGACACCUGCCGAAGAAACAACUAUUUCUGAAGCUCAACCUGAAAAGUCCCCGACUGAAGAACCGCCUGCCGAAGAGAAGCCCGCAGAGAAGCCCUCCGAUGAGCCUAGAACCGAAGAAUCACCCGCCGCACCUACGCUUGAUGAACCAUCAGCAAAGGAAGAUGGUGCCUCUGAGGAGAAACAGCCCGAGUUAGUUCCAGAGGCUACACUAUCCACAGAGGAUGAGAAGCCAAAGCCGACCGAUGACUCUCCCCCGGAAAACCCCGUGACUGAAGGACCGCCCAAGGAAGUGCCCGCUGAAACGCCAACCGAAGAAAAUCCAGCUAGCAAGCCCUCAUUGACCGAAGAACCAAGUGCUGAGGCUGGAGAAACGUCCGACGGCACACUUGAGGCGUAUCAUACUGCUGACGAAGCCCCAAGGGAAGAAUCUUCACCCGAAGGACCACCAGAGGCAUCUGCUGAGAAAGCUCAUACUGAAGCAGUUACUGAGAAGGGAGACUCGGCUGAGACUGCUCCAGCUGAGGAACCAGCUCCUAAAGAAGAACAGCCUGUGAAAGAGGAAGAAUCUCCUGCUCCUGCUUCUACUGAGCCUCCUGUUGAGGAACAGACUGGUACAAAGGAAGAACUCACAGGCAAACCAUCUGAAGAAAAGGCACUUCCCAAAGACACGCCUAAUGAAGAGUCGUCUACCUCUGAGGUGCCCGUUCUUACAGAGAAGUCUGCUCCUGAAGAAAGUCCAUCAGCUGAAACGCCCACCCAACCUUCUGCCACCGAAGAAUCCAACGCUGAAAACCCCAAAGCUGAAGAAGCUGCCAAAGCUACCCCUUCUGGUGAGGCAACAGAAGAAGCCCCUCCGGCUGAAAAGCCAGUAGCUACAGAAGAAACCACGAAGGAGACCGCUGUCAAGGAAGAUUCUGUUGAAGAAACUUCCUCAAAAGGACACUCCGCCGCAGAGCCUGCCAUGGCCGAAGAAGCUCUUGUUGAAGAAGCCAAAACAGAAGAGCCCCCAGCCGCUGAGGAGACGCCUGCUGAGCCACCAAAAGAUGUUCCCGUCGAAGACACCCCUGCCAAGGACUCUUCUACCGAAGAAGCGCCUGCAGAAGAAUCAUCUGCUGGAGAACCCGAACAAUACUCUGCUGAACAGCCACCCACUGAAGGAGCGACUGUCGAAGAACUACCUGCCGAAGAGCCGGCAGAACAGCCGGCCAAAGAUCCUCCUGCCGAGCAACCUGCCGAAAAAACUUCUGAAGCACCUGCCAAGGAACUGGUCGAAGAGAUGUCUGCUGAAGAAGCACCUGUCGAAGAACCAAUUGCUGAGAAAACUUCGGAAGGACCGCCUGCUGAAGAACCGCCUGCUGAAGAACCGCCAGCUGAAGAACCGCCUGCUGAAGAACCGCCAGCUGAAGAACCGCCAGCUGAAGAACCGCCUGCUGAAGAACCGCCAGCUGAAGAACCGCCUGCUGAAGGACCGCCUGCUGAAGAACCGCUUGCUGAAGAACCGCCUGCUGAAGAACCGCCAGCUGAAGAACCGCCAGCUGAAGAACCGCCUGCUGAAGAACCGCCUGCUGAAGAACCGCCAGCUGAAGAACCGCCAGCUGAAGAACCGCCUGCUGAAGGACCGCCUGCUGAAGAACCGCCUGCUGAAGAACCGCCUGCUGAAGGACCGCCUGCUGAAGAACCGCCUGCUGAAGAACCGCCUGCUGAAGAACCGCUUGCUGAAGAACCGCCAGCUGAAGAACCGCCAGCUGAAGAACCGCUUGCUGAAGAACCCCUUGAGGAAGCCUCUGAAGAAGCCGAGGAAGAACUUGUCAGAGAACCAUCCGUUGCUGAAGAACCUCCUGCACCUAUUCCUGAAGAGGGCCCAGACUCCACACCAACUAAAGCCCCUCAAGAAGAUCUUCCGAAGGGAGAUGCCUCACAGAGCAGAUCUAUUGAGGGCUCAGCGGACACUCAUGCACGCAGAAGAAAGAGACACACGUCCGGUGUAGAAGGCGAACGGCGCCAUUCCAAAAGCUCCUCAGAAGGGCAUCGCCGAUCACAUCACCGCCACAAGCCUGAGAGUAACAAUGCAAUUACGAACCGCUGGAGGAAAGCUCUUGAAGAGUCGAGAAUGGACUACAUGGAGAAAGAAAGGAAAAAAUCUCAGGGGGAAUCUGAAAAACGACGCAGGUCACGUGCUGAGGAGAAGGAGCAGCAUCCUACAGAGAAGGUCCGACGGUCCGGCACGAAGGACGGGCAUUCUCCUACGAAAGAGGCACGUUCUUCCGAUACAGGACAACGUUCAGAGAGGGAACGACACUCCGAGAAAGAACGACGCACUGAAGACCGGCGACGUCCUGAAAAGGCGCGUCGUACUGAAGACUGGGUUAGAGAUGUCAAGUCAUCCACAAGGGAGAAAAGGGACGGCAUCGUCGAUGGCAAACCAAAACACCGACAUUCAGAGCGGUCGGGUUCUCGCGAUCAAGAACGAAGGGGGUCCUCUUCCUCCUCGAAGCCGGUCACAGGACCCUUGUCCCUCUUCCGGUCCAUGACUACCGGCGGCCUUCUCCAGAAGGCCAUUGACUCCAGGGGCAAAGAACCUCCUGCUCGCGACGAACCGAGACGUUCAUCCAGUCAUCGCCAUCAUCGUCAUUCGGGAGAGAGGAGGUCCACCGUCGGGCCCAUCGAUGAGGCAGCCCAGGAAGACGAAGAGGCGAGAAGGGCUCGACGGGAAGAGAGAAGGAGGAGAAGAGCCGAAGCCGAGGCACAGGCACAGGCAGAGGCAAGUGCACGGGAGAGGAGGAGGGAGAGAGACGGUUCUCAUCGUCGAGGCGCAGAGGAUCACGAUCGCCAUGUUCGCCAUAGACAUCGACGGGAACCGUCUCCCCCGAGUAAGGAACCGAAGUUGAGGGGAUUACUGAGGGCUGUUGUGCCUCAGGUUCUUUGAUUUAAUUCUUGUUGUACUAUGUCUUUCAUUGCAUUUAUUACGGAGUAUUAAAUUGACGAGCGAAGAGACGGAAAUCACGACACAGCAUAUCAGGAUGGUGUUUUCCUGUUUUAAUGGUAAUAUUUGAUCUUAUGCAUAGCGAUACAUCUACAGAAA
This is a messenger RNA of Monascus purpureus, 4091 nucleotides long. The record is from the annotation of a GenBank genome assembly. Lineage: Eukaryota; Fungi; Ascomycota; Eurotiomycetes; Eurotiales; Aspergillaceae.